AGUUUGUUUAACUGCACCAUUUCAAUUGGUAAACGUAGUAAUGGAACGCAAAAGUAUAAGUUGUUGAGGUACAAUUUGAUGACAAAUAACACGGAUGAUCAGAACUCUUCAUCUGUCGGAAUAGAUGAUGCGGUUGCACAGUUUGAAACAUACGAGGACUAUCUUGAUUCCCAGAUAACUGCCACUGAUCUUUUUUAUUUAGAGGAUGAGGAAGUAGCUCGACAACUUGUUGAAUUGGGUUACAGAGGAUCAGGUGAAACACUCAAACGUGAGGAGUUCAACAGUCGUAAGAAAGCACUUGCGGAGGCGAUGUUAGCCAAAGAGCAACAAAAAAACGCAUUGUCUUCCUUCGGUUUGAAGAUAACGUGUCCACUUAUUCGAGCUUUAGCUGAGCGGGAAGGUUCUAAUCGAACUGGUCAAAUGUCUACUAUUAUUUUUAUUAGAGAUCAGAAUUCACGUGGCCAAGAAAUAUCUGGCUAUAUAGAUUAUGCACAUCGUUUAAAAACUGAAGACUUUAUAGUGUACUUUAAAGAAAAGAAAAAAUUGCUCCCAAGACCAGGAGAUCUAAGGUAUAUUGUAAAACAAUGUGUUUAAUUUGCUUAGUAAGUCAAUUUUACUAUUUUUAAUAAACAGCAAUUAGUUUUCUAUGAUUUUAUUCAGAAAAUCCCAUGAUUAUAUCAUUCUGUUCCCAAAAGAAUCAAAGUACAGGAACUGAAAAACAUGUUAAGAUGGGUAACAAAUGAAUUGUGUCUAGAGCCACAGAAUUCUACUGGAUCAACCGCGUUACCAUACUUAUGCAGUAAUUAAACUUAUUAGUAAUAUUGAAACUGUUGAUCCAUAUGCGUUUAUGAUCAAGUCUCAAAGCAGAUUCAGAAAACUUUGUUAGUCUUUACCAAAAUGUGUCACUUAUAAUAUGGUCUGAUAACCGAAAGAUAAAUAUACUGUGCAGCAGCAAGCUUUGUCCUACUUUAUAGAUGCUAAGCAUGGUCAUUAAGAUUAAAGGGCAUUUAAAACUUACUUCGAUCUGAUUGUUGGCGCUUUCGAAACAUAACUUGCGUAUUUUUGGACUAUCAAGCGAUCGAUGCUAAUGUUAAGCAUAGGAUUUUAAAUGAAGGUGGUUAUUCGGUUGAUGAGGUAAUGAAGUCUCAUCAACUGAGGUGGUUUGGAUAUGCACCACGUAAGCCAAACUACCGUCUAUCUCGACUGGAGAUCUUAUCUAGCAUAGGAGCAAGUUAUAAGGAAGGUAGGGUCUAAAAAUCAAUACGUGAUAGCACUUUAUGAAAUUAUUUAUAUGACAGCCAUAUUAGUAGAUAUAAACUACCUAAUUAGGACUCCAGUGAUAAUCAUAACCAAUGGUUGUAGAAGCUGAAUGUUACGGCUCAGAAUCGUUCGUGAUGGUCCAGGUACAUCUAGUCUUCUUAUUUUUUAGAUCACGAGUCUCGAAAUCAAUUUAUAGGUAUUUCAUCAUUAUGUAUCUAACAUUUCCUACUAUUACCGAUACUGCUACCUCUACUAAUCUGGCAUUUGUGAUGAUAAUUUCAUCUCUCUUUGUUAAUGUGAUAUAGCAACCUAAAGCGGUGCAAAAAUAUCCUAGUUUAUAAUGUGCAUAUUACUAACUGACUUCCGGAUUCAUACUUAGUCAUUUAACUCCUUCAAACAGUAAAGUUUUGUCAAAUAAAGCCAUUCUAGUUAAGGAAGUUUAUUUACACUAGAGUCGUUUAAAACACUGAAAAAAUAAACAGACUAGACAUUUUUAUAAAAAAUCACUUAACUCUACCAGAGUGAGACAUAAAAUAGUCUUUACAUCGAAGAUGGCUGCUCGAUAUGAUGUAUUUAAUCAGUUUUUCUGACGAUAUGCUUUUCAUUUCUACGUUUCCAGAGAUUUGAAAUAAUCCCGUAGCAUGUAUUUAAAAUGCUCACUUUUAUUCUUAGAAAUACAAUAUUUCUAAUUCAUAGUUCUUAGGUUUAGAAUUUUAAUCACAUUCUCGAGAAUGAAGCCCUAUUCACCUUUUUAUCUAUAACUGCCUUAAGUUUAAUCUACUGACUAAGUAAUUUAUCCCUUUCGAAUAUAAUGGCACACACUUAUCGUAAAUUAACACGUAGAUUGGAUUUUAUUUAUAUGAUUCCAUGUGUAAAUGACUGUUUGAAGUAUGAAAAUUCCAUAUAUAUAUAUAUAUAUAUAUAUAUAUAUAUAUAUAUAUAUAUAUAUAUAUAUAUAUAUAAACUUAAUUCCUAGUUUCUACAAUUGGGAAACUCACAAUGUUGUAGCCAAUUCAUCACCAAAUUAUACUGUUAUAACAGAAAAUCCUAAUGGCCUUCUUUUGAAGAACAAACGUGACAGAAAAAUUUUAAAUUUUGAUCCGACUGCUGCAUCCCCUGGUGAUAACUCCAAAAGAACAAUAAUCGGAACUGACAAGUAUCUUCAAGUUGUUAUCUACGAUCAUAUAACUAAGAGAAAAACGUGAAUGUUUAUUCUCCCAUUUUUAAUUAUCUUACAUAUAUUAUCCUUUUGAUAAAGGAAACUCUGAAUGAGUUUAACACAAAUCAUCAUCCUCCCGCAAAUUCAAACUUUAUCCGAAUUAAUCAACCAUGAUUUUUGAUUCAUUUUACAUAGAAUCUUGCUAUCGGUUUAUAAUAUUUGUCAAAAUAAUCAUAAUUCAAAUAAAACCCUUUAUUUGAAGUUACGUUAGAUAGAUUUCUCUUUGUUGACAAUCUUAAGCAUCAAUACAUCAAAAUUAAGAUUGUUAGGAACAGUAUAAAAUCUGAAAUACCUGUAAAACAAUUAAUUUUCAUUAUAUACCAUGAGUUGUGGGUAAACGAUCAACGGAAGUCUACAUGUUAAAGAAGCAUAUCAAUGAAAUGUUCAUUAUUAUUAUUAUUACAAGACCAGUACUGGUUUCCUAUAUGCUGUUAUUCAGUUGGCGAACAACUUUUUUUUACUUGUGUCAGCAUAUCGAAAAAUAAACUUAAUGCCCAAGCGACCUAUUAGUUGUUGAUUGUAUGGCCUUGUAAAAUAUCUUCAUUUGAUCACAUAGGAAUUUUUCCGAGUCGGAUCACAAUCUAAAUUAUAUUGAAUAGUGGUAUGAGAAGCGGGA
Molecule: messenger RNA, 3095 nt
Organism: Schistosoma rodhaini
Lineage: Eukaryota; Metazoa; Platyhelminthes; Trematoda; Strigeidida; Schistosomatidae
Source: the annotation of a GenBank genome assembly